This is a messenger RNA of Gordionus sp. m RMFG-2023, 1790 nucleotides long. Its product is annotated as RUN domain-containing protein 3B-like. The record is from RefSeq and is a predicted model, not a curated record. The coding region runs from base 103 to 1752 and encodes 549 amino acids. The transcript is spliced from 10 exons. NCBI's taxonomy places the organism in Eukaryota, Metazoa, Nematomorpha, Gordioida, Chordodea, Parachordodidae.
ACAUGCAUUUGUUUUAAUAAUUUUUUUCUGAAUUGGAUUUAUCAAGUAAAAGGGAGAUGCAUAGCAAUAUUAUUUACAAAUAUUGAAUAAAUUUUGUUUGACAUGACAAUGGAAAUAUUGAAUACAAUAACAUCCGCUUCAUGCUUUAGCCCCACAGCUUUGACAUCAGUCGACAUUGUGCUAUUCGACAAUAUAAAACAUGGUUUAGAACAGGCUAAGAUCAAGAGACAAAGUCUAUUCUCUAUUUUAAAUCUGGCAGUUAUGGAAUUUGCAGACAAAUAUCAAAAUUUGCUAAUAGAAGAUAACAAUUCAGAGUUAAAAAACAUUUUCGCCAUUCUUGAAAAUAUCUUAAAACAUCGACUUAAAAGUACAAGAAGAAAAUGUUGGUUUGGUAGUGAAGGAGAUACCAUAUCAUUUUGGGAUUACAUUAAAGUAAUUUGCAAAAAUAUUUAUAAUGGUUCUUGCGUUCAACUAGUUGAAACUAUGAGUUAUAAAACUUCAAAAGCCAAAGGAAGAGCAUGGUUGAGAUUGGCUGUUAUUGAAAAGCGUUUACACUUAUAUUUGAUGGAAAUAUUAAAAUACAAAGAAAUAUUAAAGCCUUAUUAUUUGAAAGGUGCAUUUAUGUUGUGUCAAGAAUCUAAACUAUUUCCUGAAGUUUUAUUAGAAUUAAAUAAGAUUGAUAUUACGAUGUGUGUCAAAGAUAUGAAACUAGAUUUAGUGGAUUACGACACAAUUGAUUAUACAAAUUUUUUGAGACCCAUAUACAAUAAGAAAAAUCAAAGGGUGCAUAUUAAUUCAAGCGAAUCAAAAGACAAUUCAAAUAUUUUAAGAUCGGGAAAUGCGAUAACAGUUUUAAUGAUGACCCCGUCGAAAGAAAACAACAAAAUUAGCGACUCGAUAGAGGGCGGAGAUGAGGAAGAGAUGGAGGAAGAAGAAAGCGGGAUAGGAAUUGAUGACGUGCAAAAUUUUUCUGCAUUUGCGAUGGAGUCUGCAAAAAGUGAUAAUCCUUGGAAGUAUUUGUUUUAUAGGAUGGAAGAUAUGUAUAAAACUGUCGCUUCUCAAAAAAAAAAACUAGAAAAACUAUUAGAAACAAGAGAUGAAGAUAUGGCUACACUAAUCAGACGAAAUGAUAUAUUAUCGGCCGCACUAAAAAAUUAUGGUUUUUGCAAUACUAUUGAAAAAGAAAGAAUAGAUGGCGUUAUAUUAGGAUUGGAAAAUCUAUUAAUAGAUAUAUCAGACAGAAAAAAAGAGAUGAACGAAUGUUUGCCAAAUCGUAUGAAGGCCUUAAAGUAUAAAAUAGUUAAUAAUAAAACAGAUGAUGUUGUGGCUAAAAUUCCAGAAUCUUAUUUAUCAAAUAAAGAUUUAAAAAAUGAAAUUAUAUUUGGAGGCCUCAGAGGAAACGUUAAUAUUAGAAGCCUAGACGAUUUAGUGGCUUCAGGUACUACUUCAUGUAAUUAUAAUGCAACAAGGAGUAAACUAAGCAAGGAUACAGAUUUAAAGACUAGAUUGGCCUUAUUCGGUUUCACAGAAAACUCAUUUGUUAAAUCGCAUACUUACUCUCAAGAUAAGUCAGUCUCAGGAACUAAUUCAUUCGAAAAUUUGGAUACUAACGGAACUUUCAAUAAACCUAGAAUACCCUCUUCGCUUACAAAUGAGGAAGUUUUAGGAAAAUUAUCCAAAAGCAUAUCUUGUAACAUGAUGGCAGACUUUAUAGACCAAAAAUUAAUAGAUAUAAAUGAUAUAUAUAAUUAGAAUAUAAUUCUAAUUCACAUUCAGUUGCAUUUUAAUUA